Zingiber officinale is the source of this 1290-nucleotide messenger RNA. RefSeq names its product pentatricopeptide repeat-containing protein At1g62350-like. The record is from RefSeq and is a predicted model, not a curated record. NCBI's taxonomy places the organism in Eukaryota, Viridiplantae, Streptophyta, Magnoliopsida, Zingiberales, Zingiberaceae. The transcript is spliced from 2 exons. Bases 81 to 803 code for a protein of 240 amino acids. Gene Ontology annotation, molecular function: protein binding.
GGAUAAUAUGAUGCGGCUACCAUGUCAUAAUAUUUGUCAUUUGGACCCAACCAAAACCCUAACGGAGUAAGUGGUGCAUAAUGCCUGCCAUGGCUUCCGGUCUUCUGUGGCGACGGGCCAUUACAGAGCUCGGCGAAGGCAGCAGCUCGGCUGUUCGGUGGUUCCUUCUUCCGCGCCGCUUCUUCGCGUCGCCAUCCUCCUCACCAACUUCGAGCCCUAGCCUCUCGAUCUGGCGGCGAAAGAAAGAGAUGGGGAAAGAAGGCAUCUUUGUGGUACAUCAGCUGAAGCGGCUCGCUUCUGCUGGGCCACGCCUUGACCGGUUCAUGAAAUCUAAUGUCACUCGGCUUCUGAGAACGGAUUUGCUCGCCGUGCUCGCCGAACUCCAGCGCCAGGACCAUGUGUUUCUCUCAAUGAAGAUAUAUGAUGCUGUCAGGAAGGAGAUUUGGUACCGGCCUGAUAUGUACUUCUACAGAGACAUGCUCAUGAUGUUGGCAAGAAACAAGAAGUUGGAAGAGACAAAACAGGUUUGGGCACAUCUGAAGAGUGAGGAGGUCCACAUUGAUCAGCAUACCCACGGGGAUAUCGUGAGAGCUUACUUGGACGGAGGGCUACCUGCCUUUGCAAUGGAACUUUAUGAAGACAUGAGGAGUUCUCCGGAUCCACCAUUGUCUCUCCCAUUCCGAGUCAUGUUGAAAGGUCUCAUACCCUAUCCUGAAUUAAGGGAAAAAGUUAAGGAUGAUUUCUUGAAGUUAUUUCCGGGUAUGAUCGUAUAUGAUCCGCCAGAAGAUUUGCUUGAUGAAUAGCAAUUAUUCUUGUUCCGAAGAGGCAUCAAAAUUUGAUUUGUCAAUCUGCAAGUGCAAUUUUACAAGGUGGUGGUCCUCCAUGGAUGUAAGCUUUUGGUACGGCUGUCAACCAAGUCUAUCAGAAUUGGUUCUUAUGUCGAAUAGAAGCUGAAGAACUUGUCACUCCAUGAAAUGGGCAAUUGUUGUAGAGUAGCACCACUAAUUGCUGCAACUAUGGUAUGAUUUGGAGUCUUAAUGAAGAGUUUUAUUGUCAUGGCACCUGAAUAGUAAAUCAACUUUUGUAGAUAACGAUCUGUGAUUAUGCAGCUUGAUCGUUAGUGGGGCUGCGUGACAUUCUAGUUUGGAGAAAAAAAAAUAAAAUGGGCGUUCUUUAUUAUUGUAAUCAUAAAAGAGUCCUUCAUUGUGUUGAUUAUCAAAAAGAUGCCUCAGGGAUGUUUGUUAUCCUUUAUUUUUAAUCUUAAUUUACUGAAACAUGAGAAAUUGUUUA